Messenger RNA from Lytechinus pictus (painted urchin), 5691 nucleotides. RefSeq names its product muscarinic acetylcholine receptor M3-like. The transcript has a single exon. The coding region runs from base 788 to 2092 and encodes 434 amino acids. NCBI's taxonomy places the organism in Eukaryota, Metazoa, Echinodermata, Echinoidea, Temnopleuroida, Toxopneustidae. Gene Ontology annotation, cellular component: dendrite; plasma membrane. Gene Ontology annotation, biological process: G protein-coupled receptor signaling pathway, coupled to cyclic nucleotide second messenger; chemical synaptic transmission. Gene Ontology annotation, molecular function: neurotransmitter receptor activity; G protein-coupled serotonin receptor activity. The record is from RefSeq and is a predicted model, not a curated record.
UUCCUUUGGCAUAGAUUUCCCGGCGCCCAUGUUCCUUCAAUGUAUGUACAUGCAUAUUUGAUAUUCCUACCCCCCCUCCCCCCAUCCCUGUGUGAAUGACUUUGUGAUGUGAAUUUAUUUUCUUUUUUGUUAUUACCAAUCUCCGGGCGCCAAGCUAGAAAACGACAAGACCAUUUUAAUAAAUUUGUAGAAUGAUUCAGCCUCUAUUUGAUCUAACUGACCUCCAGUUAAUGAGGCCGGCGAUUACCUAUCAUUAUCAUUAAGCAUUUUCUGCCAUAUCAAACGUACCGGAAUAAGGAAUUUACAAAAAAAAAAUGCUAAUGGUUUUGUUUAAUAUUUUACAGAUGCAACGAACCAGGUUCUAUGGAAAUCUUGGAUAUCUAUCAUGAGUCUGUUUUGAUUGACAGUUCCGAUACUUGAGGAAAUUUCAGUUUGUCAAACGGAAACAAAUUGGUGGGUUCAGAACAAAUACGUAUAAGUAACCAGUCUUUAUAUGAAACUCUCUCGUCGAUGUUUGACUAUUAAGUGAUACCUGAGCCAUUACCACAAAUUGGAGACCAAAUUUCAAACCGGACUCGUCAUAAGACAGAAUACGUCGCGAGUGUAUACUGACUUUGAUAUCGACUGAAACCCUGCAGAUCGACAGAACGUUGAAAGCGUACAUGUCCUGCCCUGACUAGUGUUCCAUACCGGACAAAAACAAAUAAGCUUUUAAGAACUAAAAUGAUUAAGUAAGUCCAGUAUCAAUUAUUCAAUCUUAAAUCCCUGAUUUGAUGGCUUAAUCGAAAUGGAAAACACGAGUGAUACUCAUCGAAACACCUCCAGCUGCUGCGAAGAUCAAGAUUUGUACGAUAUAAGUGAACAUCCCAUGCAUUCGAUUGCAUGGCUCGCCACUGUCCCUUUGACUCUUUCGAUAAUAAUCGCGGUCACUGUAGUGGGGAACGCGAUGGUGAUUACAGCUUACUUUUGGGACAAACGCAUCAGGAAUAAUGUAGCGAACCUCUUCAUCUUAAACCUUGCAAUAACAGACUUUGUCGUCGGUGCUUUCAUCAUUUCGAUUAACACUGCCUGGAUCAUGAAGGACGUCUGGGCCUAUGGAGAAGUGUUCUGCAAAAUCUGGCUAGACGUCGAUUUCGUAGUUACCAUGAUGUCUACGCUCACCAUGGUACUCAUCAGCUGGGACCGUUACUGUCUCCUGACGAUGGGGAUGCGGUAUAAAACAUUCCAAACGAAAAAGCGUAUUUGCGUGAUCCUUGCCAUUUCUUGGACAAUUCAUAUUCUGAUAUACACAUUCCUUGCUUUUGCAUGGAGUCCCAUUACCGGUGAAUAUAACGUAGAUUAUUCACAAAACUGUGAAAUGGAGUUUACAUACAACCUGGUCGCAACGAUCGUCAUCAACAUUUUUGGAUUCUUCAUUCCAUUUGCUAUCUUAAUUAUCCUUAACAUUGCUGUGUACAGUAACAUAAAACGAAGGUCCAGGGGUACCGUCGGCCAAAGCACUUCAAGUUCAAUAAAUACGUCGGCUAGGUCACCAAAGAAAAGCUUUGGGCCUAGAUCUCCAAGGAGGAUAAACUACCGUCAUCCCGACGGUCCAUCUGGCCCAGUAGCAGUCUCGCCUAGCCGCGGUGGUGAUGCUACUGCAGCAAAUGUAACUACCGAGCUUACUGACAACCGCGCAGGUGGAGAAAACCCCCUCACAAGAGAACUGUCAAAUGAAAGAACCUCUACUUCAAAGAAAGCAGGUCGAACAUUCGCUAGGCAUCGAAAAGCAGCCUUCGUGUUAGCAAUCCUUAUCGGCUGUUUCAUUCUCUGUUGGUUACCCUACCAAGUAACAAGCGUCAUGUAUGCAGUUUGUGAUACCGAUUGCGUCUCCACUCGUUUGUGGGAGGUCGCGAAUUUACUUCUUUGGUGUAACUCAACCAUUAAUCCCUUUAUCUAUGCUGCUACUAAUGUCCACUUUCGUCGGAACUUUAGGAAGUUUUUGUUGCUUGAUCGUUGGGCUUGUGACUUUAAAAAUUGUAAAAUGAAAUGUCAAAAUGCAAAUCAGAUUCAGGUUGCCACUGGAAGCCUUAAUGACAGCACGGUUACCUAAUAUCUGCAAACGAGCGUCUUCGAUCUAGAGAGUUUCCUUGGAAACAUGUCGGAAGGCCCAGACAAGAAACUUUUGUCAAUACAAUCAGACUUCUGCACAUCUUGCGCUUAUGACCCUGUCAUGCCUGUGGUGGAUAUAAAAAAAUGAAUUGGCACCAAUGGCUCUUAUAACGUCUAUUAAGGCACAGGUAAACAAUGAUUUGACUUUAAAAAAAAAGCAGCUGAAAGAUCCCAUUUAUCACCUGUGUCCGUGAUAUGUUAUAACAAUAAAGCCCAGAAAAUAAAUCGUACCCGAAAUUUGGCUUGUCCGCUGUAUCCGUUAUGAAUAAGUUUUGUGUCCGUCGGCUAGUGGACAAGGCCUUUAAAGGCCUGGUCCAACUGCACUUACGCAUGCAAACCGGAUGUAAAGCGUGAAAAAAACUUGCCAUCCGUUGGAAAACGCUAUGCAUCCGUUGUGUACUCAUCGCAAACGUGUUACAUACGCUCUACCCAUCGAGCAUCCAUCCACUGUGAUUUCAUCCGCGUACAGAGUUUUGAGCUGCACAAAACUUUUAGAACGGAUGAACGUUCCGCCGUGUACGAUGUAAAUCCACAAAACUACGAGAAACCAACGUCCCAUCUCCGUUAUCCGUUAAACGUCCGCUGUUUCUCUCUGCAUCUUCUGGGAAUCCUCGAAACUCAUAUUCACUGCAGCGGAACAACGGAAAGAGGGAUGAGAGAUAAGGUACAUGGAACGUCUAUAUAUCGUUAGUAGCGCGGAAAUAGAGAGGAUGUAUGCAUCUCGUCUAUAAAGUCUUUAAAACCCCCGGUAACGCCUUUGGAGCAGCCAUCCACUUCCAUCCCAUUUCAUCUGCUAGGCAUCUGAUGAACAUCCGUUUAACAUCCCGCUAAAUACUACCGACGUCCGUUAUUUAACGUUAUGUUUUCGGCAAAUUUUCGCUAAUUUUGUCCAUUUCUGGAGCGGAUGAAAACGGUUGAAGCCCCCCCCCCCCGAAAUUUUGCUUGUCUACUGUGACCCUUAGAGAUACGUUCUGCAUCCAGUGGGACGAGGCCUUUAGUAAAUUAUUUUUUUCAGUUUAUCUUGAAAGUGUCUGCACGUAUACAUGUUUUUUUUUUCUUCUUUGUGUAUGUUUUCUCAUCAAUAAGAACAAUAAUAAAUCCAGCAUGAAUUAAUGUUCAGUAUUAUUUUUUUUCCAAUUAUGACGUUUGCAAUGUUAACAUGCGCCUUUAAUCAAUAAUAAUAAUGUCAUAUUUUAUCCAUGGUAGCCACUUCAGUUCCAAAAACUGUUCUCCCAGCGGGCCCUGCUUAACAUAAUUACCCGGCAAAGAUCGAAAUUGCGCUACUCAAAAGUAGAAAAUGAUCGCUCUCUGAAAUUGAUCAGUCAUCAAGGUCCUCGAAUAUGGAAUUCUUUGAAUGCCAAUGUCACAUCAUGUUGCUACUUACACUGUAUUAAAGGAAGUGUAAGUCAAGCUUGCUAUCCACUUAUAGUCAUUAAUUUGUUUUCCUACAAUGUAUGCUCAUUCAUAUUAUACCCCCCCCCCCCUCCAUGUGUGAUUGACUUUGUGGUGUGAUUUUUUUUCUUCAUUUUUUUUCCUUCUGUUUGUUGAGAUUCUUUUGUCUUUUGUGAACACAGUUCACCUAUUUUUCUUACUGGGGUAGCGUUUUAACCCACAGGCGUUGCCCUUUAGUUCCCCCUUUUCCACAUCGACUUUGUACAUGAAUGAUUUAUGGAAUGCAUUUGUCAUCUACUGUAUUUAAAUAUGUUUAUUUCUAAUGAUUUGAAUUGCAUUUAUAUGAUCUUUUGUGUUGUAGAUUUGUAAAGUUUGAAUGUGUUGGAAAUAAAGACAUUGAAUUGCAUUGAAAUUAUUACCCCGGCUUUAGCACGGCCUAAUCAAUGUUAUGUUACAGCCCCACAAAUUGACUGUAGAUCAAUAAAGAAUGCCACGUUAUUACCCAUGGCAGAUAAUCGCUCGGCUUUGGAAUCGGUUUGUUUUACAUAAUUACGAAAAAUUAUUUGUGACUCGUUUAAGAAAUGUUCCAAGUGAAUAUAACCAUAUAAAUUUUUUUUUCUUCGAUACAAUUUGGUCACAUUCUAUGAAAAUUAUAUGUAAUGGCACAUGUUUAUAAUCUUAUUUCAAUACCUCGCUUCCUCCCGCCUGCCUGCAGUUUCCAAAGUUUACAAUUAAAGGGGAAGUUCACCCUGACAAAAAUUUUAUUAUAAAAAUAGCAGAAAAAAUUAUUUAAAAAAUAAUUCCUAAGGUUUAAGAAAACUCGAUCAAAGAAUUAAAAAGUGAUUAGAAUUUCAAUUAUUUGAUUUGUGACGUCAUAUGCGAGCCGCAUUCCUACAAAGCGAAUGGUAAAUCAUGAAAUGUCCUUUUCUCAGAAAGUGGUAAAUUAUUUUUUACUGUACCUAUUGUAAAUCAAUAGACAAAUCGUUUCACACCCGAUCAUGAAAAGAAAACAAAAAUAAGUCAUCAGAAACCUUUAAAAAGUAAAAUACAUGCAUUUUAUAUUACAUGACAUAGGGGGUAGCUGCUCAUUUAUGACGUCACAAAUCCAAAACUUAGAAUUCUAAUAACUUUUUUAAUCCUUAACGGAUUUUCCUCAAAAUCUUCACCAAUAUUUGUUUUAAUCAUUUUUCUCUGCAAUUUUUAGAAUAAACUUUUCUUUAGGGUGGACCGCCCCUUUAACUGGUAGCUACAUGUAUAUACGCGACAUAUUUUUUUAAAAGAAUAUCGACCACUGUUUAGGACAUAUAAUGUAAAAAACGGUAACCAUGGUAACAAUGCAUUGACGUGACCCUUCUAUUAGUCUAGAUCUGGACGUUGGUACUUAUUAGUUCGGAAAACCUAAAUUCACUCAUUGCAUAUGGUAUACACACCAAUACACCAGUCCUUCCUCUUUUCCCCUUCCCUUACACCUCGGUCACAUUUCCCCUACGGCGGCACUACGGCGAGUCGAAAUGAGCCGUUUAAUUCAUUUAAAACCACCUAAUAUGUCGCUGGUACAAAAAUGUUUUCGACUCGCCGUACGGCCGCCGUAGGGGAAAUGUGACUGAGGUAUUACUGAGUGGAGGGUCUUCGUUGCGAACAACUACUACCGUCGAGGGAUCCGCUACACAAAGGUUUGCGAUGAAUCGGAAAUAUGAAAGAUCCGCAAUGAUUGGUUCCCGGUCAGUAUUUUAAUCAGAGUAAGCAUGCAACGAUUAUCUUGAUUGGUCAUCGGUAUUUAGUGAUUGAUUGCAAACCUAUGUGUUACGGAGCCAAGAUAUAAACUACCCUUCUAUACAGGGGCCGCGGAACGGUUUUCAAAGUGAGGGGGGGCUGAGCCAAAAGUGGGGGGGCUGACCAUGCUAAAAAUCACAAUCAUAUGGUAAUUUUUACGUUUUUGGAAAAAAGUGGGGGGCUGAAGCCCCCCUCCAGCCCCCCCCCCCCGGUUCCGCGGCCCCUGCUAUAAGCAUAAGCGGAAUACAGUAAGAUAAGCACUUCGCGUUAGAUUUUGAUGUGUGAUUUCUACCGGGUGAUAUAAAAAAAAAAGGUACACUUUACAAUAAUAUUGGUCAAUUUAAUCAGAUAUUUGUCACGAAUAAUUAUAAUAAA